AUGACAAAGCAAACACAAAAGGACAACCUUGUAUUUGAGGAAACCAAAGAUCCUGAGGUUAUCAGGUUCACGCACAUGCAAAAUGGGGAGAACUGGGCACCACCGUUCAUGAGCAAGGAAGACUACUUGCAGAGAGAACGGGUGAUCGGAACCUCCGAGAUUUCUACGAAGCACCUGUGCCCUAAAAUGCAGAAACGAUUUCCUGAGGGGAGCGAGUGUCUUGGGAUAAAGUACUACGUGCUGAGGAACCUAGGCCUGCCAGCGACGUCGAAGACGUCGCAGGUGGUGGCGAGCUGCGAGACUCUGAACCGGGUAGGGAUGGCGGCCAGCCCGCAGACCGGUGGCGCGGUUCAGCCGGUGCUGACUGCGUGCAUCGGCGGCGUGUAUACGCUGCCGGAGUACCGCUGUAAGGGCUACGGGUCUCAGAUGAUUACGCGGCUCAACAAGCUGUAUGACGAGUACUCCCAGCGGGCGGACACUCCGCCGCUGGCGAAGACUGUGGUAAUGACGCUGUACAGCGAAGUAGGGGAGUACUACAGUAAGUUUGGCUUCAGCUCGCGCCCGGUGCCCGUGCAUGUUGUUAAGAAUAUUGACAGACUGCUGAAUGAGUACUGCGGCGGCGAGCCGGGCGGCGGAGACGGCGGAGGCAGAGCCCUGGAUUUCGACGGGUGCGAGUCUCUGCUGGAGCGCCAGGUCCGCGAGUUCUCGCAGAACAUCACUAGGCUACAGAAAGAGAACCCCAACGCAUUUGUCUUCGCGGUGGAGCCUUCUCUCGACAACUUCAGGCUUUUCCACCGCAGAGGCUUGUUUCACAAGAAGUACGUGGAGCCGGAUUCGCCGGUGACGUUUGGGUACGCCCUGCCAAACGGCAGCCACCUGGUGUGGCACCACAAUUACUACCCAGGCGACCGCGCUCUGUUUUUGCUAAAGCUACAUGUGAGCGAGGACUCCGAGGACAAGGACGCGGACUUGAAGUUGCUUCUGGCACAAGCCAUUUGCGAGGCCAAGAAGACAAAAAUAGACCGCCUGCAGUUCUGGGACACUGAGCUGGGGCACCAGGCCUGGAGCAAGCCCUUCAUGGAAUUUCUCGGGAAAAUCGAAGAUAAAUCCGGCCUAUACCAGGAAAAUCCCUCUAGAAGCGCGGUCAGGGUCUCGGGCUUUAAAGGCGAAGAUAUCAUCUGGGAUCACAACACCAAAUAUUGCUGGUUUUAG
Messenger RNA from Lachancea thermotolerans CBS 6340, 1212 nucleotides. RefSeq lists its product as uncharacterized. Bases 1 to 1212 code for a protein of 403 amino acids. NCBI's taxonomy places the organism in Eukaryota, Fungi, Ascomycota, Saccharomycetes, Saccharomycetales, Saccharomycetaceae. The record is from RefSeq and is a predicted model, not a curated record. The transcript has a single exon.